This is a messenger RNA of Cladocopium goreaui, 1856 nucleotides long. The record is from the annotation of a GenBank genome assembly. NCBI's taxonomy places the organism in Eukaryota, Dinophyceae, Suessiales, Symbiodiniaceae.
GCAUAGUCGGGUGGUCGGGUGGUGGCCAGGUGGUGGCCUGGCAUGGCAUCACUGACAGUGGCGUUGCCGUUGGCCAUGGCAGCCAUCAUAUCACUGGCCGUGUUUGCCUUGAUGGUACCAGUGGCAGGGCAAUUCUCGGGAUUGCCGCAAGCACCGCAACCGCCCUGUAGAGCGCCCAGCACCCAAAGUGCAGCGCUGCAAGAUGCGGUCGAAGGUAUUGCAGGUCUCAUGCAGAGAUUUGAAGAUUUGCAACCGCAGAUUGCGCAGCUACCAGCUCCCGAGUUGCAGCAGAUUGCGCAACCAGCUCAAAAGCUCCACGAACGUUUCGAGAAUAUGCAGAAGAAGCUGGUGGCCAUCAACGGCAAUGCUGGGCCAGAAUUAGAAGAGGAAGCCAUCACCUUCCACAGAGAUCUUGCGGUCUUUGUCAAUGGGGUCGCACGAAGGUUUGGCAUCACCGGUCCCCGUAGUCUACCUGGAGCAGCCAGUGUCGCAGCCGUCGAUGCGUCGCAGCGUCCGGGGAGCUUCGGCGCCCGACGAUCACCAGGUGGAUUAGCCGGUGGAGCAGGCGCAGCGUCGCCGGCCACUGAACAACGCCUGCAGGCGGCCAUGCAGGCCAUCCAAUCUGGGAUGCAAAGAUUUGAGUCUCUGCAUCAGAAGCUGGCCACUCUGCCAGCACAGGUCUUGAACCCUUUGGCCGACCAAGCGCAACGGCUCCAUGAAGAGUUCCUGCGGUUGCAGCAGAAAGGGAUGCAGCUGGCCAGUGGCCAACUAAUGUUGGAGGCUGAUGCAGCACCCUAUGCUGACGAGCUAGAGUCGUACAUGUCAAGGCAGCUGACCUUCGUCGGCGAUGCGGAGUAUCAAGUGAAGCAGGCUGCAGCGCCGAGCUCCAGCGGUUACCAGGGCAUGCUAGGCAAUCGCCUGUCCCCAGCUCCUGUGGGAGCCCAAGCUGCAUCCUUUGGGCCGCUACCAGCGACUGGAGCACCGGCGCAGGCCAUGGGCUCCAUGGGCUCAACGGGCUCCAUAGGAAUUGGCCCCAUGGGUCAGGCACCUCUCCCCGGACAGGUGACGCCUGAGACCGACCGGCGUCUCUCUGCAAUCAUUGAGAAGGUGAUUCGGCUCAUGCAGGAGUUUCAAGGUUUGGCUCCACAACUUUCUCGGAUUCCGCAGCAGGUUCUCGCCCCACUGGCCAACAUGGGCACUUCGCUUGACACGCGCUUCCGAGAGCUUCAGAGACGUGGUUCUGAGAUAGCCGGAGACAACACUAGGCCGAUGACGGAGAAGGAUGCCAGUCAAUAUCUGAAAGAUAUGGAGGCCUUUCACUCCGAACAGGAGCGCUACGUGGAACAAGCCAAACAGGCGCUGCAAGCAGCGCCUGCGCAAGGACUAGGCGCAGGUGGCCUUAGUCUUGGCAGCGCACGACUAGAAGACCUCCGAGGUGCUGGUGCUAGUGCCAACACCUUUGGUGGCCUGCCGAAUGCUCCAUCCAUCGGCCUGGGUGGCCUGGGUGGGCUGGGUGGGCCGAAAGCGAAUGGCGGUGGCUUCGGGGCUGGCCUGGGUGGAUUUGGUGGACAAAGGGCCCCAGGCAAUACGCUUCAUGCCCCAACCAUCUCGGUGAACAACUUUGGUGCUGCGAGUUUCGGUGGCUUUGGUCGCAAGGGUGCCGAAAGAUCCUCAGAGGCACCAGGCCUACCGGGCCUACCGAAUUUGGAAGAAAUGGGCCGUGCAACGUUGAACACGGCGGUGCUGCCGAGCCAAAGAGGUGUGUGCAGCGCAGGUGUGUGCGGAGAAUCCAGCUUGUGACAGCACAGCCUGCAAUUUUUGGUCGAAUGACAGGGGUCAGAGAGGCCGAGUACCUU